Messenger RNA from Acyrthosiphon pisum (pea aphid), 1553 nucleotides. Its product is annotated as 52 kDa repressor of the inhibitor of the protein kinase-like. Bases 755 to 1111 code for a protein of 118 amino acids. The record is from RefSeq and is a predicted model, not a curated record. Lineage: Eukaryota; Metazoa; Arthropoda; Insecta; Hemiptera; Aphididae. Gene Ontology annotation, molecular function: protein dimerization activity. The transcript has 2 exons.
UUAAUCAAAUGAAAAAUUAUAAAAAAUAUUAAUCAAUGCGUGAAGUCUAAGUUAAGACGUUUGGGUUGGUUUUAUGGUGAUUGGUACAAAUUCGGACGUAUUUGACGUACACAUAGCCACAUAGGACAGGCUUUAGUACCUAUUAUAGGUACAUAACCAUAGUACAUUAUACCGGCUUCCGACAUUACCCGUUAGAUGCUCAUAACCCAUUUGUAUAAUAUAUUAAUACUAUUCGAUAUUUUACUCUAUCACAUAAUUUAAUGAUACCUAUACGAAUUAUACGAGUUCGUCAUUUUUAUCUUGCGCACCUUUUACAAGUUAUAACUUUGUCAUGAAGAGGGAAAUAAGUUGUCUGUUUAUUGAUCUUAUCAGUGGCGUAGUUACGGGGGAAACCCCUUACACCUCCCCCCCACCAAACAAAAAUCUUUUUUAUAUUGGUAUUGUGGCGUACGAGGGAAAAAUGUGUUGAUAACGGUGUUGUUGUGACUUCGUGCUGGCUUCCCCCGUAGCCAACAUGUUGUUAGUAUUACCCACGGACUACUACACUGUGUAGUAGUCCGUGCUUUCGGCAAACUGCUGACGGUACGAAUAAUAAAUUAUAUAGCAUGACAAGUCGAAAAAAUUAUCGUCGAUAACAAUUUUAUCAUAGCUAGGCCUCGAUAACUAUUAUUGAAAUAAUAACCAAUUAAAAAAUCGACAAAAACAGAAAAGACAGAAAUUUAUUAGUUUGAUAGAUUUUUAUAAUGAUGAUAAUAUGGCGGAUAAAAAUAAUGAUAUUUUGAUAUCUAAGUUAAAACUUUGGCAACGUAAAAUACUUGCUCUAGAAAAAAAACCUAAAAAUGUUAUGGAUGCUUUAAUUAUCUGUAAUGACAUGUAUCCAGAUAUAUACAAAUUACUACAGAUUUUAGCAACACUACCUGUUUCAACAGCUUCAUCCGAAAGAUCUUUUUCAUCAUUGAAGAGAAUUAAAACGUAUCUAAUGAAUACAAUAUCACAGAAAAGAUUAAAUGGAUUGGCAAUGCUGUCCGUUCAUCGUUCAAUAUCAGUAGAUGCAAGGGAAGUAUUGGACGAAUUAUCAACUGUCAAGCGUCGAGUGGAUUUUAUUUUAUGAAUUAUUAUAACAGUCUAAUAUAAAACUAUUGCAACUAUUUAUAACUAAUACCAAUUUGAAACAAAAUAAAAAUUACGUUUAGUUUAACUAAUAACUAGUAAUUUGUAUCAUAAAUAUAUUUUAACAGUAGACUCGCGCAGUUAAAAAAACCCGUCGAUUACACGUUCGAUAGCGUUAUUAUUACAACGGAAAAAGACGAUCGUAUCUUAUAUGACCAUCGCGUAAGUUUCGAGUACAAUAUAAGUCAGAUAAGUGUGAUAGUAUAUAUGUAUAACUAUUAUAAGUUGUUAUAAAUAAUACCAAAAGAAAAUAUUAUAAAUUAAUUUUAUUUUGUUAAUCAAUUCAAUGAAAAUAAAUUAAAAACAAUGAAAAUUAAUAUAUUAUUUUCAAAACAUUAAUUAGCUUGGCGGGCCGGAUUCGGCCCGCGGGCCGUAGGUUGGAU